CAAGAUAGGUAACUGCAGUUCAUGUGUUUCACAACCGGCUCCGUUUGACUCUGACAGAGCUAACUUCAUGUAAGAGCCAACAUUGUCUGUCCGUAGGAACACUGAAGGUCAUCUGGGGCGGUGAUGUUGGGGCUCAGGUGCAUUGUGGGUGACCUGCGUGGUGGAGUCCGACUCCUGAGAAGUCUUCGUCAUGUCCAACAGUCGUUUGUCUCCUCCUCCUCUCUGACGUCACACACUAAGCCUGUCGGACUGCAGCGUGGUCCUCCUCCUCCCCCUGUGAGGCGUUUCCUGUCUCAGGACCAGAGCUCGGCGGGUCAUUCUGCUCGGCUGAAGCUGCGGACUCGCCUUGUGGUGACUCUGGUGUUCGGCGGCGGUCUGAUGGCGGUGUGGUGGUACGUUUACGCGGAGAAACAGCAGAAGCUCCGUCAGCAGCGUCUUCGGCAGCUUCAGCAGGUCGCUCUGGGUCAGGGUAACUUCAGCCUCCUGGACCACAGGGGGCAGCGCAGGACGAAGAAGGACUUCCUGGGCAGCUGGGUGCUGCUGUACUUCGGUUUCACGCACUGUCCUGACAUCUGCCCUGAUGAACUCGACAAACUGAGCGCUGUGGUGUCAGCUCUGGACAAGGACUCUUCUCUGCCCCCCGUCCAGCCACUCUUCAUCACAGUGGACCCAGAGAGGGAUGACGUCCCCGCACUCGCCCACUACAUCAAAGACUUUCACCCCCGUCUGAUUGGACUGACGGGGACGCCGGAGGAGGUCAAACAUGCAGGGCGGGAUUACAGAGUGUACGCCAGCCCUGGACCCAAAGACGAGGACGGGGACUACAUAGUAGAUCACACAAUCCUAAUCUACCUGGUGAGUCCUGAGGGGUUGUUUUUGGAUUAUUACAACAGGAUGAAGAACCAAGAACAGAUCACAGAGAGCAUCAGGAACCACAUCAAGAACCACGUUGCACUCACCAACACCUGAACCCAUCAUGGGAACUACAGACUGAAAAUAAAAAUCUUUAAAAAUG
Messenger RNA from Cheilinus undulatus (humphead wrasse), 1015 nucleotides. RefSeq names its product protein SCO2 homolog, mitochondrial (gene sco2). The transcript has 2 exons. Bases 124 to 969 code for a protein of 281 amino acids. Lineage: Eukaryota; Metazoa; Chordata; Actinopteri; Labriformes; Labridae. Gene Ontology annotation, biological process: mitochondrial respiratory chain complex IV assembly. The record is from RefSeq and is a predicted model, not a curated record.